CGGACAUCCAGAGACCCUCCGGACUUCCAUGGAGAGUGAUACGGGACCCCAAGUCUACAACUUCACAGCUAUCCACCAGUUUUUGGACCUGUCCUGGCCUCCGAGACUUUCACACUCUAUAAUUGUGGGAUAUAAGUCCUGACUAUUCUCCGGAUACGUCACUGCUUCACAACAGUCCCAAAUUGACCACCUCACCACCAUGAGCUUCCUCUCGCGCCUGGUCACACUAUUCGGCCUAGUUCUGCUGGCCCACGCAGGAUACUCCGCCCACGAACACACCGUGCUCUUCAGCAACGCGCGCCUCUCCUCCUCCACCGCCAUCCCGCAAGAUAUCAUUGCCGAAGUCUUGGUUGCCGUCGUCAUUGUCUCCGUUGGACUGGUUCUGAGUGCGGAGAAGUUGAAGCCGAUCAGCUGGCGCGACUGGGCGGGCGAGAUUGAGCGGGAGGGCGGUGCUCGUAACCCGUACCUGAGCUUGGAGGAACGCCAUGGGUUCUGGGAUAUCCGGGCUAAGCGCAAGGAAUUUGCGGACUGGAUUCGGGAAAAGGAUGUGGUGAACAAGCAGUGAUCAUGGGGAAAGAGGUGUCAUAAUGCUGUGGAUUUCCAGUAGCGUCGCAUUUGUGUAUCAUAGACAUUACUAGUUCUGCGAGGGAGCCUCAAUCGAUACUUUCCGCGUUGGGAGCUGUCGUUGCUGAUCAGUAUAUAUGGCAAUUAUUUAUCCUCGUCCGUUUUGACCGUUUUGAUGGUUAUGUCCCAUGAUCAAUGGCGUUAUCGAUGCAGGUUCGCUGGAAUAUACGGUGUAUACCCC
Messenger RNA from Penicillium brasilianum, 805 nucleotides. The record is from the annotation of a GenBank genome assembly. NCBI's taxonomy places the organism in Eukaryota, Fungi, Ascomycota, Eurotiomycetes, Eurotiales, Aspergillaceae.